Didymella exigua CBS 183.55 is the source of this 700-nucleotide messenger RNA. RefSeq lists its product as uncharacterized. The coding region runs from base 149 to 649 and encodes 166 amino acids. Lineage: Eukaryota; Fungi; Ascomycota; Dothideomycetes; Pleosporales; Didymellaceae. The transcript is spliced from 4 exons. The record is from RefSeq and is a predicted model, not a curated record.
CACGUACUGGAAAGCCGAGCGAGCGGGUUUAAGCGUAGCCGCGGCAUUAUGGAGAGAAUACUGCGUGUCGAGUCUGCUUGUCCACGCAGGGCACCUUCGACGUUGGACCGCCGCGGACAAGCGCCACCAGCCGCUCCAGGGCGGCGCUAUGUAUUGCGGACUUGGCAUGGAAUACACUAUGCAGUGCUCAUCAUCCUACACAUUGCUCUCUGUGUGUCCAUCGUGCGUCGUUGCAACCCUCUCUUUCACCUCGAGGUUCACUGGCCGCGCCUGCCCACUCGUCUCUUCUGAGCCUUCUCGAGCAGCUGUAGCCGUCUGCGAACAGCGACUUUCCUCAACCUCAAAGCAGCUCUCAUAUGCUUCUCCAUCUCUUUUGCGAGCUCCAAGUGCUCCAAUAAUCUUGUUCUUAGGCAACCAGAGCCAAUGGCGUCGAACAUUCCUCUGUCGCGGGCCUCCAUACUUCCCGAAGCUUCUCCUUUCUCAGCCUCGCCUCAUGUGCGGCCGAGGCAUGAGCAGAUUGCUGCCAACUCGGCAUCGCCCUCGAGAGGUCCCGAGUACCGAGCCAUGGACAAAGCGAUGUUGGUGUUUGGUGCUGGAACUAGGACAUGCAUCGGAAAGCAUCUUUCGAACGCUGAGAUGUACAAGGUGAUGCCGGAGAUUGUCCGCCGCUUCUCUGUCCGAAUGGCUCUUGAUCAGCCUU